AUGGCAGCUGCAAUCCCAGUUCAGGAACAAGAUGGCAUCGCCACGCCUAGAAAGGGCUUUGCCAGCUUGGGCGGCUUCCUCUUUGGCUACGACCAAGGAGUUGUAUCCGGCGUUUUGACGAUGGAAUCUUUCGGUGCUCAGUUCCCUCGAAUCUUCCUCGACAGCGGCUUUAAGGGAUGGUUCGUAUCGACGCUCCUGCUCCUCGCCUGGUUUGGAUCUCUCAUCAACGGUCCUGUGGCCGAUCGAUUUGGUCGUAAAGGAUCUAUGCUGGUCGCCGUUGUUGUAUUCGUCAUCGGCUCUUCCUUCCAGGCAGGCGCCAACUCGAUAGCAAUGCUCUUUGCUGGUCGAGCGGUGGCUGGUCUCUCAAUUGGAAUGCUUACAAUGAUUGUUCCGAUGUACAUGUCUGAGGUCUCGACUCCAGGGAUUCGAGGUACACUAGUCGUCCUUCAACAGCUGAGCAUUACCCUGGGCAUCCUUCUUAGCUACUGGAUCGAAUAUGGCACUCAGUACAUCGGCGGAACCCGCUGUGCUCCCGAUAUCCCAUACACUGGAGGUACCGAGUCAGAUCGGACCUUCGACCCUAGACACGAUGUUGGUCCCAAUGGCUGCACGGGACAAUCGGAGGCUUCAUGGAGAUUUCCAUUCGCGCUGCAGAUUCUUCCAGCAUUGAUUCUUGGCAUUGGAAUGAUUUUUUAUCCCGAGUCUCCGAGAUACUUCUUGAUGCGAAAGAAUGAGGAAAAGGCACUUGCUUCGCUUGCCAAGUUGCGCCGCGUCCAUCCCGACACUGAAGGACUACGAACAGAGUACCUUGCUAUUAAAGCUGAAGUUCUAUUCGACGAGGCAACAGCACGCGAGAAGUUCCCUAAUAAGUUUGGCUUUUCACUCUGGCUCGCUCAAUACACCGAUCUUCUGCUGAGAUGGCCCUCCUUCAAACGAGUAUUCAUUGGAUCCAGUAUAAUGUUCUUUCAACAGUUUAUGGGUUGUAAUGCAAUGAUCUACUAUGCACCUACUAUCUUCUCUCAGCUUGGUCUAUCAGGCCAAACGUCUAGUCUUUUGGCCACUGGUGUCUACGGCAUCGUCAACACCUUGUCGACUCUGCCUGCUCUAUUCCUGAUUGACAAGGUUGGCCGCCGGCCUUUGUUGAUGUGUGGCGCAGUUGGCACAUUCAUCUCACUAGUCAUCGUCGGUGGUAUUAUUGGCGGCUAUGGCUCGUCGCUUUCAGAGAACAAGUCGGCUGGCUGGGCUGGAAUUGCUUUCAUCUACAUCUAUGACAUCAACUUCUCUUACUCGUUCGCUCCGAUCGGUUGGGUAUUGCCCGCCGAGAUUUUCAACCUUGGCAACCGCUCCAAGGCAAUGGCCAUCACAACCAGUGCAACCUGGAUGUGUAACUUCAUCAUUGGCCUUGUUACUCCGGAUAUGCUUGAUACGCUCAAGUGGGGUACAUACAUCUUCUUCGCCGCCUUCUGUCUGAUUGCGUUUGUCUUCACAUUUUUCUUCGUGCCCGAGACGCGGGGCAAGAGCUUGGAGGACAUGGACGUUGUGUUCGGUGACACGGCAGCACAUGAGGAGAAGGUCCGUUUGUACGAGAUUGCGGCUUCUAUGGGCUUAACGGAGGCGUUGCCCAAUGAGAAAGUGGACCAUGCUCGACACGAGACUGAACAAGUUGAACAUACCGCCUAG
Molecule: messenger RNA, 1680 nt
Organism: Phaeoacremonium minimum UCRPA7
Lineage: Eukaryota; Fungi; Ascomycota; Sordariomycetes; Togniniales; Togniniaceae
Product: putative d-xylose-proton symporter protein
Exons: 5
Coding region: 1-1680 (559 amino acids)
Biological process (GO): carbohydrate transport; transmembrane transport
Cellular component (GO): membrane
Molecular function (GO): carbohydrate:proton symporter activity
Source: RefSeq, a predicted model, not a curated record